AUGGACCUGAUAAAAGCUGCUAGGCUUUUGAAGACUGCUGUUGGGUUAUCUCAAUGCUACGAAGGUUUAGUCAAGGAAUUUAUUGUUAAUAUUCCCGAGGAUAUUUCUGAUAAGAACAACAAGGAGUUCUAUAAGGUGUAUGUGAGGGGUAAGUGUAUAACAUUCUCUCCUGCUGUUAUUAAUAAUUUUCUAGGCAGAAACAAUGAGGGUGUAGGAGAAUUAGAAGUCCCUACCAGCCACAUCUCCACCAUUGCUAAUACUCUUGGGAGGUUUAUUUUUGAUAUUGGGACAAAAGUGAAAUUUGACUAUGGUAGAUUUAUGUUUUAUCAAAUCAUCAAGCAUGCAACUAGUAAUGCAGUUAAGCUGCCAAUUGCUUUUUCCUCUAUGAUCUAUGGAAUUAUCUUGAACCAACAUCCUGAUAUUUUGUGCUUAAAUGAUUUACCUAGUAGGAGAAAACCAGCUCUGUCUGUGCACUACAAACUCUUUGAAGGCAGUCAUGUCGAGGAUAUUGUCAUGACAUCUGCCAUGAAGAGACCAACCUCAAAAGUUGGAGCAAUUGUUGAGCUUAAGGAGACAUGCAAAGAGCUAGGUGAAGGGAUUAGGGUAGCUACAACUAGAAUACAAUCUUUGGAAGCCUUGAUUGCAAGCUUCAAGCAGGCUGAGGGUGAAAAUGUUCAACAUGCUAAUAUCAGCCAUGAAGAAGAAGCUGAAGCCCACACCUCUAGUGAGAGGUCUUCUAACAAUGAUGAUGUGAGUGGCAAUUCUCCUUCUAGUGCUGAUGAAGAGGCUGCAAACUAA
This is a messenger RNA of Lathyrus oleraceus (garden pea), 798 nucleotides long. RefSeq lists its product as uncharacterized. The record is from RefSeq and is a predicted model, not a curated record. Bases 1 to 798 code for a protein of 265 amino acids. The transcript has 2 exons. NCBI's taxonomy places the organism in Eukaryota, Viridiplantae, Streptophyta, Magnoliopsida, Fabales, Fabaceae.